UUGAACAGCUUUAUUGUCCCAUUUUGAAUUAUAAACACUCCUCUCCUGGUCUCCUGGCUCUCUCUAGUCUCUACUCAUCUCUUCCAUUCACAACACAUUCUAUCUGUUAUUUCUCGUGAUUCUAGCAAAUCUCAGCAACUUUUCCACAGCUAAACAAAUAUGAGUCUUCAUCGAUUGAUUCAUAUAACUUUACCCCUUCAUAUCUGCAGAAAUUGAAUUCUCUAAAUUAAUCAAGCAGAUUUGAUCGACGAUACAGAUGGAUCAGAUUUAUUGAAGUGAAUCAACUGACUAGUAUAGUCCUGAUCGAUUAUAUCAAAUGAGGAGCGAGAUCGGGCGGAGGACUACGGUGGAGGAGAGAGAAGACGAGAAGCGGAGGAAGACGGCGGCGGCGACUGAGGACGAUGAAGUCGGAGAUAAGGAGUACGAAAUGGUAGAUGUUAGGGAUCACGGGCGGUUUGGAAUACGACGUCGCAGCGUGUUCACAUUGUUGGCGUGGGACUCAGGGGAGCUGGACUCGACUCACAGGGGUUUCAAUUUCAAUAGAGACACAGUCAUCGAUGGCAUCAAAGAUCUCUGCAUCCAUCCACAAAACAGAUGGUAUCGCACUUGGGAGAAAUUCAUAUUACUAUGGGCAAUUUACUCUUCUUUCUUCACACCCAUGGAAUUUGGCUUCUUCAGAGGAUUACCAAAUCACUUCUAUUUACUCGACAUAUUUGGUCAAACAGCUUUCUUCAUCGACAUUGUCCUUCUCUUCUUCGUUCCUUACAGAGACACUCGAACCCACAAAUUAAUCUAUAAUCGAAACCUAAUAGCUCUUCGGUACUUAAAAUCUCAUUUCAUCUUCGAUUUACUUGCAUGCAUGCCUUGGGAUAAUAUUUACACGGCAUUUGGGAAAAAAGAAGAAGUGAGAUACCUUUUGCUGAUUAGACUAGUGAGAGCCCGGAAGGUUCUAGAUUUCUUUUCCAAAUUGGAAAAGGACAUACGCGUCAAGUAUCUGUUUUCUAGGGUUCUAAAACUCAUUGCUGUUGAACUCUACUGCACACAUACAGCAGCUUGCAUAUUCUACUAUUUAGCUACAACUCUUCCACCUAAUGAAGAAGAAUACACAUGGAUUGGAAGCCUUAAACUCGGUGACUACAGCUACUCCAACUUCAGACACAUUGAUCUUUGGACGCGAUAUAUCACAUCCUUAUAUUUUGCAAUUGUUACCAUGGCAACUGUCGGUUAUGGUGAUAUACAUGCGGUGAAUUUAAGGGAGAUGAUAUUCGUAAUGGUGUAUGUCUCAUUUGACAUGGUUUUGGGUGCUUAUUUGAUUGGUAACAUGACAGCUUUAAUCGUGAAAGGAUCGAACACAGAAAGAUACAGAGAUAGAAUGGCGGAUCUUCUUAAAUAUAUGGAUCGAAAUAAAUUAGGAAAAGAUAUUCGUAAUCAAAUCAAAGAUCACAUGCGAUUACAAUACGAUAGCAACUACACUGAUUCUGCUGUUAUUCAAGAUCUUCCGACUUCUAUUCGUGCUAAAAUAUCGGCAACUCUGUAUAAGUCAUAUAUUGAAAAGGUUUCUCUUUUCAAGGAAUGCUCUUUGGAAUUCAUCAAUCAUAUCGUAACACGAGUGCAUGAAGAGUUUUUUCUUCCUGGAGAAGUGAUUAUGGAACAAGGGAUUGUUGUUGAUCAACUUUAUUUCGUCUGCCAUGGAAACCUGGAAGAGGUAGUUAUACAUGAAGAUGGAUCAGAAGAAAUAGUAUCAAUUCUAAAACCUCAUGAUUCUUUUGGAGAUGUUUCAAUUAUAUGCAACAUUGCCCAAUUAUACACAGUUAGAGUUCUUGACCUUUCUCGACUUUUGAGAAUUGAUAAACAAUCUUUUUCCAAUAUCCUUGACAUAUAUUUUCACGAUGGAAGAAAAAUUCUCAACAAUUUACUAGAGGGUAAACAAGGUGAUAAUCACAUGAAAGAUAUGGUAACAGAUAUCAAAAUUCAUAUUGGAAUGCAAGAAGCCGAACUUGCAUUAAGAGUCAAUAGUUCAGCUUAUAGUGGAGAUUUAUCUCAUUUAAAAAGUUUAAUUCGAGCUGGAGCUGAUCCAGAUAGAAAAGAUUAUGAUGGAAGAACACCACUGCAUCUCGCAGCAUCAAAAGGGCACGAAAAUAUAACUCUUUUCCUAAUUCAACAAGGCGUAGAAGUCAACGUUUUUGAUAAUUUUGGGAACACGCCGUUAUUUGAAGCGAUUAAGAAUGGGCAUGAUAAGAUUGCUUCGUUAUUAGUGAAACAUGGUGCUUCAUUCAAAAUAGAAGAUGCUGGAAGUUUCUUGUGUUCAUCAGUAUCAAGAGGAGAUAUAGAUUUUAUCAGAAGGGUUUUGUCAAAUGGUGUUGACCCAAAUUCAAAAGAUUACGACUUUAGAACUCCACUUCAUGUUGCCACGUCACAAGGAUCUUAUGUAAUAGCGAAGAUGCUAGUUGAAGCAGGGGCUAAUGUUUUAUCAAAGGACAGAUGGGGGAAUACUCCAGUUGAUGAAGCGAGAUUAUCUGGAAACAAAAUAUUGAUGAAAUUAUUAGAAGAAAGAAAGUCUUUUCAGAUGUCUGAAUUUCCUUCAUGCUCUCAAGAAACAAGAGAUAAAAUGUCACGAAAGAAAUGUACAGUAUAUGCGUUUCAGCCAUGGGAAAUAAAAGAUGAAAGAAAAUAUGGAGUUGUGUUGUGGGUCCCGGACACCAUUGAUGAACUCAUGAAAACAGCAGCUGAGCAUUUGAAGUUGGAGCUUUCUACUGGUUUUUGUAUUGUAACAGAAGAUGUAGGUAAGAUUCUUGAUGUGAAUAUGAUUACAGAUGGACAGAAGAUAUACUUAAUCACUAUUGACACAUGAGUUUUGUAUCAUUUGCAAAGUUUUGUCAUUGUUGCAAUAUAAAAACAUAUGGUUUCCAUGGGGAUUAAAAGAUAAACCUACUUUAUGUCUA
Messenger RNA from Lactuca sativa (garden lettuce), 2942 nucleotides. RefSeq names its product potassium channel SKOR. NCBI's taxonomy places the organism in Eukaryota, Viridiplantae, Streptophyta, Magnoliopsida, Asterales, Asteraceae. The record is from RefSeq and is a predicted model, not a curated record. Gene Ontology annotation, biological process: potassium ion transport; transmembrane transport. Gene Ontology annotation, cellular component: membrane. Gene Ontology annotation, molecular function: voltage-gated potassium channel activity; protein binding.